This is a messenger RNA of Colletotrichum truncatum, 1461 nucleotides long. RefSeq lists its product as uncharacterized. The record is from RefSeq and is a predicted model, not a curated record. Lineage: Eukaryota; Fungi; Ascomycota; Sordariomycetes; Glomerellales; Glomerellaceae.
AUGCAUAUAGACGACUCGUUCGCGCCGGGUCCGUUGACCUCUCAUCCGAUCAUGGGCCCACCAGCGACUUCCAACAGCUUUGCGACUGCGCAGCGACCCGCGGCCAAGCGCACCAACUCGAUGCAGCGCGCAAACUCGCGCUUCGUCGAGGGUUCCAUGAACGACCGCACUUCCGCCGCGCCGCCCAUCGACUUUCUCGGCCCGGAAGAUUCGUCCGAAAUCGCGCGCCGCUUCCACAUGGAUUUCUAUGUCGAAGCCCCCGACGCCGGCGUCUUCUCCCCUCCCAAGCCGCAUCAUCACAAGUCGUCGCAAUCGCUGCUGUCCUCGCAUCAUCAGCGCCAUCCCGUUCUCCACCAACCGACCGUCACCUACGGCGAGGUCAAGAGGCCCGCAAGCUCCUCGAGCAGCAACGUCGCAAAGAAAGGUUUCUGGGGCGGUCUCCGCGAGAAGUUAAGCUUCGUCAGGGAUAAGGAUAGGGGGGCUAAGCGUCCACUGAGCCUGGACGGGAAGCUUCUCGCUGCAGGAGGCGGAGCCGGCGGAUUCGGCACCGGCGGUGGCGCGCCAACGCCGGCGGCAGCAGCAAUGGAACACGGUGCGGGUAUGCCUUCUAGGGAGGGGAUCAUGGCCAGCUACCAGCAGCUGAUGAAGGACGGCUUCUUCGACGCGCAUGCCAUUCGCUCCACGCGCCAGCCCCCUCCGCCCAAUUUCUCUUCCUCAAACGCCAUCUACUCAACGCGGCCGCCCGUGGACAAGAAGUCGUUCGCGGAGCGCGUAUCACAGCAAUGGCCCCUGCAGCCGAUGCAGGACGACGUUGAACCCCUGCCAGACUCCCGAGACGGAAACAGGAAGCGCAGUUUCAACGACGAAGACGAAAUGUCCACCGUCAAGAAGCUGCGCAAGUCGGCCUCGCGCAUCUCUGUCGAUCUCUCCCUCCCUGGUCUUCGGAAACCUCGUUCCCACGCCAUGGUGGAGGCCUCAGACGCAAUGCCGCCCCCUCCCCCACCGCCGAAUUACAUGCCCCCACCGCCCCCUCGUGGGGCAGGCCCGUUUGCCAGGCGCACAUUCAGCAACUCAACCAGGGCAAGCAACAAGCUGUCCAAGCACGCCCCGUCCGCGUCUUACUCGGCGUUGUCGACUACACCCAUGGAUACCGACUUCGUGCCGCCGAACCCGGCGUACGCCGCCAGCAGCCGUAGCAGUAUCGACUCAAACGAGUCGCGCCGAUCCUUUGCGGAGACGGCGCGGGCCUGGACCUCGCGCGCCACGCGCAAGGCCGCCGAGCCGCUCGGUCUGCGGCCCAACUCGAACCACGGCGCCUCGGCCAUGCCGCGUGUGUCUGAGCAGUACAAGGGCUACCGCGGGUACGGUUUCGAGAGGGAAAACACGCACCUCAACACUGGCUUGGCCGUGCAAGAGCGUGAUCACCAUGGAGGUCGGUGGCGGGGUAUGAGGUUCACAUAG